Puntigrus tetrazona (Sumatra barb) is the source of this 2272-nucleotide messenger RNA. RefSeq names its product pleckstrin homology-like domain family B member 3. NCBI's taxonomy places the organism in Eukaryota, Metazoa, Chordata, Actinopteri, Cypriniformes, Cyprinidae. The record is from RefSeq and is a predicted model, not a curated record. Bases 211 to 2013 code for a protein of 600 amino acids. The transcript has 15 exons.
CCUCUCUCUCUCUCUCACACACACACACACACACACACACACACACACACUACUGAGUGAAAGUUGGAAAUCCCGCCGGCCGCGUCGAGUCGUAUCGCUUCACGUGAGAAGCCCGCGCUCGAGUUUAAACCCAUCGCCGUUUUGUCGUUACUCUCUCGUCCUCAGACUCCAGGACCGUUGGCGGAUCUGAGGCGGAAGUUCUACACAGGUAUGAUCGACAUGCCCAGACACAAUAUGGAGACGCAGAAGAGUCAAUGGGAUCCGGUCUGGAGAUCUCCGUGGAUCGUGAGAGUGGAGCAGAGCCCCGCCUCCUCGGGGGCGGAGUCAGACACCGAGGGCAGCAGCACAGAGAGCGAACGGCAUCGAGUCAGACAGGGAGGCGGAGCCGUGGUGACAUCACCGUCGAUGCUGCAGCAGCGAAUCACGGAGCUCGACCAACAGAGGGAGGAGCUAAAGAUUGAGCUGCAGCUGGAGGUGGCGCUGCUGCGCGGGGAGCUGCAGGCCGAACGGGAGCGUCUGCGCAGACACACGGAGCAGCUGCAGGUGCUGCAGGAGAAGGACAGACAGCGCAGGAGCCAGCGCCUGGCCAGCAGACACAAGGAGCGAGUUCAGCUGGAGGAGCAGCGUGUGAAGGUGGAGGAGGUGAGGAGGAGGUGUGAGGAGAUGGAGAGGCAGAUUCCCUCGCAGCCGGAAGACCAGCGAGAGCAGCUGCUGCUUCGACUGCAACAGGAGAAGGACUCGCUGGAGGUCACGGUGAGAGCGUUUGAGGACAUGGAGUUCCACAUUCUGGAGCUGGAGAGCGGCGUGGAAGACGAGCGGGAAGGAGAGGACGGAGAAAGUGAGACGGUCAUCGAGCGAGAGAUCACCAGAGUCCAGCACACCAGCAACGCUUCUCAGGAACGAGUCCAGCAACUAGAGAAGCAGCUGAAGGACAUGGAGAAAGAGAAGGAUAAAGCGCUGAGUUCCCUCAGACAGGAGAAGAAGGAGCUGCUGCACAAGUCUCAGAAGAUUUUGAAAGAGAAGAAGCCGCUCACUGAUUGGUCUAACAUCACUGGCUCCUCCCCCUGCGUGAUGUCACUCAGUCCUUUGACCAUUCACAGAGCAGCGCAGGAGUCUCUGAAGGACUCGUCCAGUUUGCCUCGCAGACGCAGCUCUCACAGGAAGAACACUGACCGACCGCUCUCAGCACAAGUUUCGGUGCGGAUGACUCCAGACAGACAGACCUCGCUGGCUUCAUCACCUCGUCUUCCUCUCGCUGACCACAGACUGAGUAAUGGACACUGUACUAGACCGAGAUCAGCGCAGAGCGACCGCAACGACUCACACACACCCAGCAACAGCACCUGCACCUCCCGCGCUCCCAGCCCACAGAGUGUCCUGGAUUUGGUGGAGAUGGAGAGGAAGCUCCGAGAGGCCAAAGCGGAGCGAGAACGUCUGCUGAAGGAGAGAGAGCAGAGACAGCGGCUGCUGGCCGAGCAACGGCGGCAGAAAGAGCAGGAAUCUGUUCAGAUACAGCCCGACGCGUCCAGAGCGGAGCCGCAGGAUGAGGAGGAGCGACUGCAGAUCAGAGCCCCCGAGGUUCAGCAGGGCGUCCCUCUGUCUCUGACGGUGAACUUUGACCUGCGGGCUCACGUGGAGUCCCUGGGUCAUAACGUGACGGGCUGUAUGGGGGUCAACCUGUCUCCGCGGCGCUGCGGCGGCUUUCUGACCAAACGUGGAGGACGAGUGAAGACCUGGAGGAGGAGAUGGUUCAUCUUCGAUCUGGAUCACCAGAGACUGGCCUACUACACCGAACUCGAUGAGAAGAAGCUCAAAGGAGUCAUUUACUUCCAGGCCAUCGAGGAGGUUUAUUACGACCACCUGAGAACUGCUACAACCUCUCCGCGGCCGAGCCUCACCUUCUGCGUCAAAACCUACGAGCGUCUCUUUUUCCUGGUGUCUCACAGCGCUGAGGCCAUGAGGAUCUGGAUGGACGUCAUAGUCACGGCCACGGACGAACACAGCCGGUACUGACCCCGGAGCAGAGCACGCUUUAUUUAUUGCUGUUACUUGUGCGUUUGUGUCACAUUUUCUUAUUGAAAUGGGGGAAAAUCCUGCGAAAUGUUAAUAAAUAUUUACAUUCCAGACAGAACAUUGUUAUUCUGUUCUCAAGGAGCAGAGAAAGAAAAGACAUCAGGAAAUGUUAUUGAAAUUAAUACAAUAGAUGUUAUUUUAAAAUGCAUUUUUAAUAAGACCAGGAUGUUGUUUUAACCAAUAAAAAUGACUCUUCAAA